AUGGAAAUCAGAAGUAAGCCUCAGCUCCUCGUGCUCCUGGCACUUUGUAGCAUGCUCUUCUCACAAACAUUGGCAUGGCCUCUUUUUGGAGCACCUUCUGCUCUGAGGUUGGGUGACAGAAUAUCAUUUGAAGAAGCAAAUGAACCUGAUCAAGUUUCACUAAAAGCAGACACUGACAUCUUGCAAAAUGUGUUAGCUGAAAAUGACACACCCUACUAUGAUGUAUCCAGGAACACCAGGCAUGCGGAUGGAGUUUUCACCAGUGACUUUAGUAGACUCUUGGGUCAAAUUUCUGCCAAAAAGUACCUUGAGUCCCUUAUUGGAAAACGAGUUAGCAAUAACAUCUCAGAAGACCAGGGACCAAUCAAACGCCACUCAGAUGCCGUCUUCACUGACAACUAUACCCGCCUUCGAAAACAAAUGGCUGUAAAGAAAUACUUGAACUCAAUUCUGAACGGGAAAAGGAGCAGUGAGGGAGAAUCUCCUGACUUCCUUGAAGAGUUAGAAAAAUAA
Messenger RNA from Equus quagga, 513 nucleotides. It is a transcript of the gene VIP, whose product is annotated as vasoactive intestinal peptide. Gene Ontology annotation, cellular component: neuron projection; perikaryon; extracellular region. Gene Ontology annotation, biological process: epinephrine secretion; positive regulation of endothelial cell proliferation; adenylate cyclase-activating G protein-coupled receptor signaling pathway. Gene Ontology annotation, molecular function: neuropeptide hormone activity; peptide hormone receptor binding. The coding region runs from base 1 to 513 and encodes 170 amino acids. The transcript is spliced from 5 exons. The record is from RefSeq and is a predicted model, not a curated record. NCBI's taxonomy places the organism in Eukaryota, Metazoa, Chordata, Mammalia, Perissodactyla, Equidae.